CUCUCGACGAUCAGCGCCCGCGACCUCUCCAUCCUCAAGAAUUCGGAGAUCAUCGCGAUCAACCAGGACCCGGUCGUCGGCAAGGCCGUCCAGCCCUUCCGCUGGGGCGGGAACCGCCCCUUCUGGACGUUCAACGCCGCGAACCCGGCGCAGUUCUGGAGCGGGCAGACGCAGAACGGCACGAUCAACACCGGGACCGCGGCGGCGAACAUGGCGUUCUCGUUCUACGAGGUGCCCUCGCUGCGCCUCGGCCGGCAGUACUCGGUCCGCGACCUGUGGACGCACACGAACAACGGGACGGCCGUGCGGAGCUUCACCGCGCGCGCGGUCCCCGCGCACGGCGUCGUCGCGCUCCUCCUGCAGGACGCGGGGGACGAGCCCGCGAACUCGGGCCCGGCGUGUGCGGACCCGGCGGUGACGACGCAGUGCAGUGCAGGGCCAAACUGA
Messenger RNA from Epithele typhae, 447 nucleotides. RefSeq lists its product as uncharacterized. Gene Ontology annotation, biological process: carbohydrate metabolic process. Gene Ontology annotation, molecular function: hydrolase activity, hydrolyzing O-glycosyl compounds. The transcript is spliced from 4 exons. NCBI's taxonomy places the organism in Eukaryota, Fungi, Basidiomycota, Agaricomycetes, Polyporales, Epitheliaceae. The annotation marks the transcript as partial. The record is from RefSeq and is a predicted model, not a curated record.